GUUCAGCGCUUUUACAUACAGCUCCUAACUGCCUACGAUCGACCUGGUCUUUCUGAGUAUCUGAGAGCUGUUUUGCCUAAGCUGCCCGGUGAAGAAGCGGAAAUAUUCAACAGUUUCGUGGCCAAGCUUUCUAAUAUUUCUGAGGAACAGGCUGCUAUAACCCAAAAAUCUGGGGAGCCGGGCACCUCUGUGUCCCCACAUUUGCUUGACUUCUCCGGUCUUCGACUGGACUGGCUUCGUCUCCAAAUUUAUCUAUUUAUUCCAACUUCACCCCUUAACCUAGUUGAUAAUCGGCGUCUUGUAGAGCAUAUGCACUCAACUAUCUUUCAUACUAAACUAGUCGACUAUUUGGAUGAACUCCUGCGCCUCGUCUGUGAUCUUUCGAUUUUCCACUUUUAUCCAGAAAUACACACAGAUUUCUUCAACCAAUGUUUGCGUAAUCCCAGCCAGCUGAGAUUUGCCAUAGUCUUCCCUAGCCUUUGUGCUCGAUUUACUAUGGCAUGUCAUGAUCUUUGCCCCGAAGAACGAGCUAUUAUCGGCCAAGUAGCAGUACGUAUGGCAGCCAACCAGUGCCAAGUAUUGGCUGAACGGGUCUGUCUCUACUUGCUGGCUCGAGUCGACAAAUUUGGGGAACUAGCAGAUCAAUUAGCCCCACAAAACGGUGUUCAAUUGCUUAUUGAAGACAAGCCAACAGGAAAAAAAAAGAAGCAUAAAAACAAGAGCAAUUAUCGUGGCCAUGCUACUUUUUUAAAUGGUCUGAAUGGAGGCCUUGGUGGAGGCAAUACUGGUAACAGUGGUAGUCAGAGCGAUUCUAAGCGAGUUCGCGGGGUAGCUCCUGGCCCCAAUGGCUUUGGCGUAGGUGAUUUGCCCGGAUCAGAGAGUUUCCGGCGCAGCCGCGAAGAGCAAACACCUUUCGACAAAACACUGUUUACCCUCAGCCAGCUUUGUUUCACUGUAAAUCACCACUGUGAAUUGCAUGUCUUCGAUCAAGUGAUAGUACCCCGCGAAAUUCUACAACUGGAGCUACAGACUCAGCUUAUAGAAGUGCUAAGCAAGUACACGACUUUGGUGUAA
Protopolystoma xenopodis is the source of this 1074-nucleotide messenger RNA. The record is from the annotation of a GenBank genome assembly. Lineage: Eukaryota; Metazoa; Platyhelminthes; Monogenea; Polystomatidea; Polystomatidae.